This is a messenger RNA of Fraxinus pennsylvanica, 930 nucleotides long. The record is from the annotation of a GenBank genome assembly. Lineage: Eukaryota; Viridiplantae; Streptophyta; Magnoliopsida; Lamiales; Oleaceae.
AUGACUUAUGAUGACUUUAUUUUGUUAGGUUCCAUAGUUCGUAAGAAAAUUGUAUUGGAUGGUCCUACUGGUUUGUGGGAUACUCCGGUGCAGGCAGCAAACAGUCUGCAGGAUUUCUUGAGGUACAAGGCCUGCUUGAAAAAGUUGAAGUGCAAUACCCUUGAUCCCAUUCUAUUGGGAGAGGGUGCUGGUGUUGGAUGGCUAAAGGGUAUUGACAAAAUGAAAAUUUCUGAAGGUUCUACACUGUAUGAUCUUGUUCAAGCAGGAGUCAAUAACUCACAUGCUGCUGUUGGAGUGGUAGUUCGUUUGAGGAAGGAAUUGUCAGAUGUGAAAGAUAUUCCCGUUCUUAUUGCCAUUGAUCAAUAUAACAGUUGGUUUACAUUUAGUGAGUAUGAGGAGCCAGUAACAGUUCGUUCCUGCCAACCCGUUCAUGCUAGAGAACUUGCAACUGUGGGUGCCUUUUCUCAUUCAACUGCCGUAGGGAAACUUCGUCAAGAAUUACCAUUUGUUCCCACUGAUGCUCGCAUCAAUUUUCCUCGGUACAAUUUGGAUGAAGCUGCUUCUGUUUGCCAUUACUAUCUAAGGUGUUCGAUCCCAUUUAAAGUUCCUCGGACUGUUGCAAUCUUGCAAUCUCCACUAGUCUUGGGGUUGCAUGUUUGGAAAUUUUUAACAGAAGGGAUAUAUAGCACUGACCAUGAAUUUUCACCUCCCUCUAAAUUGAAAUUUACAAAGGUCUUAGCUACUCUAGAUGCCAGGCGAAGACUAGUAAGCCAUGAUGCAUUUUCAGAGGAAAACUGGAAGAAGAUAUACUAUUUAUCCAACGGAAAUGGAAUGGAGAUGAGAUACUUGGUUCCUUUCAUGCGAGGUGGUGGGGGUGGAUAUGGUGACGGUGGUGGUGCCUUUUUUAUUGUUGGUGGCAAUGGACAGUGA